Messenger RNA from Triticum aestivum (bread wheat), 1964 nucleotides. RefSeq lists its product as uncharacterized. The coding region runs from base 1 to 912 and encodes 303 amino acids. The record is from RefSeq and is a predicted model, not a curated record. NCBI's taxonomy places the organism in Eukaryota, Viridiplantae, Streptophyta, Magnoliopsida, Poales, Poaceae. Gene Ontology annotation, molecular function: zinc ion binding. The transcript has 6 exons. Gene Ontology annotation, cellular component: endoplasmic reticulum membrane. Gene Ontology annotation, biological process: ERAD pathway.
AUGGCCUUUCUCGCCCGAGGCGUCAGCCAGUCCGGGCUCUACGGAUGGGCGCCGCCGCGGGAGUUCUGCGGAAGACGGUGGCGGACAGCUCCAGGAACGAGGAGGAAGAGGAGCAGCAGUGUCACAUCUGCCGCCACCCCGCCGAGCCGGAGCGCCCCCUGCGCCUGCCGCGGCAGCAUCCGCUUCGUCCAUGAUGACUGCCAGCUCCAGUGGCUCUCCACCACCUGCCAGCGCCGCUGCGAGGUGUGCGGACAGGAGAUCUCUAUCCGCCCCAUCCACGGCGUGGAUGCCUCGGCCCUGGCAACGCUUGCGAGUCUCAUUGUAUCACUGUUGUGCCUCAUCCUGACAGUCAAGGUUGCCUGGGAGCUCACCAGCCUGUACCUAUGGCGCCUCGCGCUCGCCAGGAGCCGCGCCGAGGCCUUCCGUCUGCUCUCCGUCCGCCCCUUUGAACCUCCUGUCCUUGCUCAACUGGCGCUCCGAGCUGAACGCGUGUUUCACGCAAAGUACGGGGGACGUCGGAGCCGCUGCCAGGUCGCCGUGCUGCGCCUCCUUCAGUUUUCCGUGGCGGUGACAAUGGUUGACAUGGUUCUGGCCUGUACAUCUGCAUUUAUCCCUUUCACACUUGGAAGGAUAAUCCUAUUGUGCACAGGUGAAUUCGACUCCUUUGCUGCAACACCCUCUGUCCUCCUAGUCGGAUAUUGGUUUAUCUUCUCGCUGGCGCUGGGUGCCACUUUCGCUUGGCUUCUUCAUACUACUGGGGGCGUCUUCCCGAGACUCGCCAGGGGCUUCCGCGCGCUCUGCCGUCUACCUGAGCUGGCCUGGGACUUCUGCGUCUAUGACCUUGAUAACCCAAGCAUGCAGACUGGGAGAUCAAGGUGUAGCCGGCUGCGAUCCCACGACUUCCUGUGCUAGAUGGCCCUCUUGAGCAAGCUCCAGCGCACCCUCACCAUCAUGGUCCAGCAAUGCAUCCUCGACACCGUUGACAGCAGCAUCAUCAAGGUGGAAGAACUCCCUCAUGGCCAUGAUCACCUCUGGAGCCAGCUGCUCCUUAAACUUGGCUGUGAAGUCGUUCAAGGUAGCCUCAGUAACAUCUUCUCCGUCUCUUGUGAUUCCCAUUGUGCGACAGACGAGCUUCUCCGCCACCUUGAUAAGUAUGUCGUGGAUGAGCCUAUUGUCAUUGGGCAGAGGUUGGAAGAUGUCGCCGACGGUAGGUGAGAGCGGGGAACUCUGUUUCCAGUAGUUGGUAGGAACAGGGAUCUGGUGAUAUAUACAGUAUAUAUAUGUAUACCAUGCAUACUUAGGAAUAUAUAUAUAGGCCACGUUAUUGAGAUGAUGCUAGGCAUAUAAAUUUCUGGUGAAACUUGUAGAUGUGGAUGCAGUUUCCCAUGUGGAAGUUACCGAGGGUUGCAUCGGUCGGUCAGUUCGACAGCGUCGUUCCUUUUUUGUUGAACUGAACUGAUGUUCGUAAAUUUCUGUCCCUUUUUUCUGUGGACCACUGGCAGGAUAGGCUGAGGAGAAACGAGAUGAUGCUGGUUGCCUUUCUUAAUUUUUGCAAUUCCUUUCAGUUUCACUGGAUGGUUUUUGGUGCAUGCCAGAUAUGCUUUGUCCCUGUCAAAAGGCAUAUAUACUUGUUUGUUUUGGCAGAGUAGCCACUAAAUUUCCCGCAAAAAAAAAAAAGAGAGUAGCCACUAAAUGCUUCAGGCAAUCAGCUUAGAAUUUCUUGUGAGUUUGGGGAAGUUUAUCUUGGAGCCUGUUUUGGCAGAGUAGCCACUAAAUGUUUCAGUCAAUCAGCUUAGAAUUUCUUGUGAGUUUGGGGAAGUUUAACUUGGAGCCUGUUUUGCCAAGAUGUCACAAAUUCAGCACGGAAAUUUGUUUCUUAUAUGCGGUUCUGUUAUCACUCAGAUAUGUUGGGAUUGUGAGCAAAGUGUACCCUACACAAUUUUUGGCUGACCAAAAAAUUAGUG